GCGGUUCAGACGUCGCCGCGCGCCAAACUAUAAUACUUUCGUAAACGAUUUCGUCUGAUACACUUGUUGUCCUGCGCUCGCCGCAAUAAGAACGGUGAUGAGCUAGUGCUGGCUACCGAUUUAGUUUGUUUGGGCAACGCGCGGUUAUUUUCGAGUUUUGUGCGCUGCCACCAAGUGCAACGUGAAGGAUACGCAAACUUCAGGUUUUCAUCAUGAAAAGUCUCAUUGUUGUGCUGAUGCUUUGUGCGUCGGCGUGCGCUGUCGACCUGGAGGUUUUGCACGAAUGGAACCUGUUGGAUUACAACUUUCCUGAUUAUGAAUAUGCAAGCAAAUAUAGACCGGAGAAUACCGUUUUCACUGGUUUGGAAAUAACUGAUGAUAAGCUGAUAAUAGCAACGCCACGUCUACGUGCUGGCGUAGGUCCCACGAUAGCUUUCAUUCCCCGGAACGCCCCGAAAGGAUCCAGUCCCCAGCUGCAGGCGUAUCCCGAUUGGAGUUAUCACUCGGCUGUUGUGGACAACAACACGUGCAGUGGCUUCAUAUCGGUUUACAGAUUACGUCAGGAUUCAUGUAAUCGCUUGUGGGUCCUAGAUUCGGGAAUUCAAACGUCCAUUGACAACUUCCAACGUGUAUGCACUCCAAAACUGGUUAUCAUUGAUCUGAACACGGAUACAGUCAUCAGGACCAUUGUUUUCCCUGCUGAGGUCCUGAGACCUGCUUCCUUGACCACCAAUUUGGUCAUUGAUGAAACCCAGGGUACCUGUGACUCCGCCAUGGUUUAUAUUACAGAUACAGCUGCACCAGGGUUAAUUGUUUAUGAUGCCGCUAAGGAUAGCAUUUGGCGUUUUAUGCAUCCCACAAUGUUCCCGGAUCCUGAUUUUGGUGAGAUGAUGAUUGACGGAGAGUCUUUCACGUUGAUGGACGGUGUUGUUGGCCUGGGCUUCUCCCCAAACCUUGGAUUAUUGUAUUAUCAACCAUUGGCUACCGAUAGAAUCUACUCGAUUGCCACCUCCAUUCUUCGUAAAGGCCCACUAGCUGAAAACGAAGCACUUGCUGUACAACUUGUCGGAAAAAAGUCUUCCCAAGGGUUGGGAUUGGCUGUUGACCCACGUGAUGAUACUGUAUACUUUAGUCCUUUGACAGAAACAUCUUUAGCGUCAUGGAGUCCAAAAACAAAUCAACAAAAUUUGGUAUCAUAUGACCGGCAGCGAUUGCAAUUCCUGUCGGAAAUACGUUGGGCUGAAAAGGACGGCGGAAACGUGUGGGCCUUGACAACGCGCUUCCAAAAGUUCUUCCGAAGGACAAUCAACGCGAACGAGAUCAAUUUGCGCAUCGUCCGCUUCCCGAAGACCACCGCGCCCAGCUACCAUCCACUCAGCAACAAUUUAUACAGCUUCUAAAUCUUAAAAAAACUCAAAGUUAUGUCGCACUGCUAUUUUUAGUUUUAUUUUUAAGCAAUCCAAACGCUUUCGUAGCUAGUAGUGCAGCAUAAUUUGUAAAUGUAAAUACAAACAACUCAAUUAAUCAACGAGCCAACAAAAAACCCCGACCAAAUUGAGUAGUGGAAACAAAGUAUUAUAAUUACGGUAUUUUUAUACUUUAAAGAAAACGAAAAAACCCUUUAUUUUUGUAACGAUUUAUAUUUUUGUAUAUUUAUUCAUGUCAUUCGCUUCUAAGAAAGGUUUUAGUAUGAUUACAAUGUAUAUUUUAAUAACGAUUCGAAACUAAUUGUAAAUAAAUGGUCGUCCAGUACGCACAUUGAUCUA
This is a messenger RNA of Dalotia coriaria, 1766 nucleotides long. It is a transcript of the gene yellow-e, whose product is annotated as L-dopachrome tautomerase yellow-e. Gene Ontology annotation, cellular component: extracellular region. The record is from RefSeq and is a predicted model, not a curated record. The transcript has 6 exons. The coding region runs from base 213 to 1400 and encodes 395 amino acids. NCBI's taxonomy places the organism in Eukaryota, Metazoa, Arthropoda, Insecta, Coleoptera, Staphylinidae.